CCGCUCUUCAGUCCGUGUCAAAGUUCCGCGAGUAACGGCAGCAGCGGCGGCGGAGGAGAAUGGCGAAGAUCUGCGGCAUAUUACUGCUCGGAGCGCUGAUUCUGGCGAUACUGAACACGUCAGCGUCUGAAGGACAACAGAAGAGAAUCAGACAGAAGAGAGAGUGGAUCAUCCCACCACACAAACUGAAGGAAAAUUUUGAUUAUACGUAUCGGGAAUACAUAGCCAAAAUCCGUUCAGAUGAGGAGACCAGGACGAGUAUACAGUAUUCACUGACUGGAUCUGGUGCUGACCAGCCACCCGUCAACUUGUUCACUGUUAAUAGUGAGACUGGCUUGGUCAAGAUCCAUGGAGUGUUAGACAGAGAGAAAACUCCCAUUUAUUAUCUCCAAGGGGUGGCCAAGUUUCGGAAUGGCAGUCAUGCUGAGAAAGACAUUGAUUUGAGAAUCGUGGUGCAGGAUGAGAACGAUUGUCCUCCUGUGUUUAACCUGACAACCGCAGCUGUUUAUGAGAAGAGCGCAACAGCCAAGUUCGUAACGACGGUCACCGCAACAGACGGAGAUCAAGAAGGAACUCUGCAUACAAAAAUCUCCUACAGCAUUGUUGAACAGCAUCCUGAGGACAUGUUCUACAUUGAUCGAGACACUGGUCAGAUACACGUCAAGUACAGCACGCUCGACAGAGAGAAACAAGAAACAUACACAUUGAUUAUUAAAGGGACUGAUUUGGAUGGACAUGUGAACGGAAAUACAGGAACAGGAACUGCUGUCAUCAAGAUUCUUGACGUCAAUGACAACAUUCCUACUUUGGAGAAAAACUUUUAUGAGUGCCGUGUGGAGGAAAACACUAAAAAUGUGGAAGUGGUGAGGAUUCAAGUGAUCGACACGGAUCUGAUCUACACUGAAAACUGGCUGGCCGUCUUCACAAUCGUGUCAGGAAACGAAGCUGGUUAUUUCUCCAUAAUCACAGACAACAAGACCAACGAAGGCGUCCUGAUUCUCAAAAAGGAGCUGGACUACGAAGAGCUGAAGGAAAUCAAGCUGCAGGUGUCUGUCGCUAACAAGGCACAGUAUCACUCUUCAGUCGUCAUAACAGAGAGCAAGACGUACACAGUCCGCGUCAGUGUGGUCAACCAGCCUGAGGGCCCUCGCUUCGAACCCUCCGUCAAAGUCAUCACGAUCUCUGAAGAAAGCACCAGCACUAUUUUAAAUAAAGUCAUUACCACUUACACAGCAAUAGACAGCGACACACUACUAAUUGCUAAUAACGUGAGGUAUGCAAAAAUACGAGACACUGACAACUGGCUGAUUAUAGAUGAGAGGACGGCUGAUAUAAGACUCAAUAAAAUACCAGAUUAUGAGUCCAAGUUUCUGAUCAAUGGCACAUAUUACGCUCAUAUAAUCUGCAUCACUAAUGAUGCCCCGUCCAAAACUGCAACAGGAACCAUCGCCAUUCAAGUAAAGGACUUUAAUGACCACUGUCCUGUGCUGAGCCAUCAGUCUCAAACGCUGUGCUAUGAGGAUCACGUGGUUUAUGUCACUGCUGUGGACAAAGAUCAGUUCCCCAAUGGAGCACCCUUUGGUUUCAAAGUGGACACCAGAAGCACAAAGGAGUCAUGGAGCAUCGAGCCUCUCAACGGCACUACAGCGAUAUUCAGGUCUCAGACAACACUGUGGCCUGGCAUGUACCGUGUGUUUGUGGACGUGAGGGACCAGCAGGGGAAGAUCUGCGCUGGUCAGGAGCUUCAGAUAGACGUCUGCACAUGUGACGCAGCUAAAGUUUGCCUGCCCAAAAAGAUCUCCUCCAUGUUUGGAGCAUCUGGUGUUCUUCUAAUGCUGCUGGGACUGCUGCUGCUCCUGUUGGUGCCGCUUCUGCUGCUCUUCUGUCUUUGUGGAGGUGCAGGAGUUGCGGGAGAUUUCAAGGUCAUGCCGUUUGAUACUAGAGAGCAUCUUAUCACAUAUAACACUGAAGGACAGGGGGAGGACAAGGAAAUGGCUCUGUUACAGAUGUCAAAGGAGCUGGAGGACAACAAGCGCGGUAAUGUGGAUGCUGUAGGAGGAGCUCAGGUGUGGGGUGGAGUAAAGGGUGGUGGAGUUGGAGUUGGAGUUGGAGCAGAAGGCUCACACUGGGCCUCGUUCUACGACCAGAAUGACAGUGCAUUUCAUCACCAUAGAAAACAGAUUGAUGGGCGGUACGGGUAUGGACAAAGAAAAGAAGGACACAGCAGAUUUGAAGACUACAUGUUUGACGGGCUUGCACUGUCUGAUGCUUUCUUAGGCAACUACUAUUCUCAAAAAGCAAGUCAUGUGGCUAAGGAGCAAGACAAGGGAGACAGUCUAAAGAUCUACGACUACGAGGGUCAGGAAUCAUACAAGGGCUCAUUUGAAGACAUCUGCGGUCUCUUACACGAAGACAACGACUUUUCUUUUCUUGAUGACCUUGAUCUGAAGUUCAAGGCUCUGGCUGAGAUCUGUAGUGGUUCUAGAAUAGAGGCUAAAAUCAGCAAGACCGUCCCUGUGACCUCCAAACCGGUCCUGUCCGCCACACACAAAGAUGUCACCAUACAAGGGACAGCUAGUCAUUUACAGUCUCAGGAGAAAGCAAACUCGUCCACCAUCAUUCAUACCGCAGGAGCGCAGCAGACCAGCAGCAUGUCUUCAACAGGAGUCUAUGUCCAAGAUAAAGUAGUGGUUCCUAACCAAACCAUGUUAGUCCAGCAGCCUACGCUGUACUACGCCCCAGCCACCCCCUUUUAUGUGAUGGAAGCCCAGCCUACUCUGCUGGUGACGCCCGGCCCAGUCCUAGGCCUUCAGGAGAACCAGUUAAUAGAGGAGAAGAAGGGCUCUGGUGCUUCUGCCAAACAUGAAACGCAGCACUACCAGAGUGUAGUUCUUGUUGAGAAGCAGUCGCCAAAAGGGCCUUUGCAAACUCAAGGAGCGAUGCAGAUGGUUAACACUGGAAUAAUGCAGUCCAUGGGGGCUCAAGGGGUUAAACAGGCACUCCAUCCAUCCACUCAGAUGGUUAACACUGAAAUAAUGCAGUCCACUGAGGUUCAUGAGGUUAGACGGGCGGUGCAUCCAGCCAGAAGGGUGAUGGCAGGAGUGGCCAGAGAGACGGAAGUUUAUGCUUCGUUGGAUAUGAGGGUUCCUCAGAGUCUGUAAGCACUUUGGAUGCACCGAUACUACAUUCCUCAGCCGAUAACCGAUUAUUCAGAAUAACAUCUGCCGAUACCCAUACCCUGGUUUUCUUAAAGUCCAGGUGAACUGGAAGUUGCUGCCAACUUUACUUCAGUAGUGUGAUGUAUUUCCAACUGAAAAGGAAUAUUUAAUAGAGGGUGGGGUCUUAUUUUAAUGCUCCUCCUCUCCGUCUUUUGCUAACAGCAAACUAAAGGGGUGGUUCAGAAUAUUCUUUGCCCAAUUGCUCACCUCAAGACCUUAAGCAAUGUGUUGCAAAAAAUGUUUGUAUACAACUCGUAGUUUUCGUAAAAAAUAAAUAAAUAAAUUAAUUAAAAAACAGAUUUAUUCCAACAUACAUAUGUAAUUAACAGUAAAUAGGCUCCCUCUGUUUUUUAUAGCUAACUAACGAAUUGUGGUAAAUGCAGCACAUUCAAAAAUAAAAUUUGUUCUCUGAAUAACUAGUUUGCUAAUUAAAUCUCCUCAUAUGAGUGUCGGCAUGUAUAAUUCAGUUUAGACAGUUUGCAAGAAUGUUUAGCGUUCACGGUAUGAAAAUGAUCGCUGCGAGAUGCUGACGGAGCGAACGAGGCUUCAGAGAAUUGUCUUCUCCACUUAAUUUGACACUUUAGAAAGUUAAUAAAGUGGGAAGUUUCAGUUUAGGGUCAGCGAUAUCUUUAUCUUAUCUUAUUUGCAAAGGAUUUGAAAUAAUUUUGGUUUAUUAUUAUUAUUUUUUGUUUUGUUUUUAUAGCAAUAUCUGGCAACACUGCAUCAGCGGCACUUAAACUGACAGUAAUCAAAAAAGCCCAUCGACAGGUUCUUGCUGACAGGAUAGCACAUUCGGUAAGGCAAACACAAAAAAUAUCAUGAUAUUAUCUGUCGUUAUCAACUUUAUCAAAAGCAGUAGCAUUUAACAUUAGUACACAGAUCUGUAGAACAAGUAAGUUACAGAAUUAAAUGAAAUAUAUGCAAACACUAGCCAUGGAGAAGUCUAUUUCAUUCAGUAUAGUAUUUAAGUACAGUAUAGUAGUAUAUUGUUGCAUGAUUAAUAAACAUCUGAUAAAAUUAUCCACUCCUAACCUAUAGUAAAAUAUUCACAAAUUUUUACACAAUAAAUAUGGUAUAAUUUAACAGUGUUCAUCCCUCCAAAACAGAGAAAACAUCUUUCACAAACAUCUACAUCUCUGUCUCUUUUAAAGUGUUUAGUGUAUAUAAUGAGCUGCAUUUGUAGGGGUUAUUAGCUUAAGCCCACCCUAAACCUCACUAAUUUUCAAACCCUGGCUACGGCCAUGAAUGCAGAUCGUUCACAAGCUGUUUUAUCUGCAUCUUUCCGCGGUUGAAAUGCUGAUUGAGCGAUUACAUAGACGUUAUACAUUUCAGUAAGUUGUACUUUAUCUUCUGAUGUUCAUUUAUGUUUAUUUUGUGCUGUAACUUGAAUUAAAGUGGAAGAGACUCGCACUAAGGCACUGCUGCCUUAACUGAAGCAAAAACUGGAUUUAUUGUUUGAAUUUUGCACUACAAUAGACAUUAUUUGAGAGUUAAGACUUUGUUUCUUAUGAGAAGUAACAAAGCUCUUUGCGUUUAUUGGAUGAGAGAUGCUACAAAUAAUAUUUGGUGAAGGGAAAAACCAUGGACAUGACAACCCCGGCUUGAACUAAGGGUGAUUCAUAGGGUCAAAUAGAACUAGUGUUAACAACGCAAAUUUUUUUAAUAGGAUUGUGUUUUUUAUCAACAGCUCUAUAGUCUACAUUAGAGGCAUUUGCAGUCUGACAGGUUUUUCUAUGCCCUUUUGUUUGACAGCAUAUAAUUAGUCCGGAUCAUGGCUGUUUUUAUUGGUUUACCGAUACCGAUUAUUGGCCGAUACAUCGGUGCAUCCUUAGUAAGCAGUCUUGUAAAGUCAUAAUCAAUCUAAGAUUGAUGAUUCCAUCCCACAUCUGCGAAUCCACCUUGCUCUUGACCUAUAAGGAUUUUAUUCAAGCCUUUCCUUACAAUUAAGCCUCAGCAGUGGUUUUUCUCCAUUGGAUAUCUAUAGCUUCCCUUAACAAAUUCAAGACUCUGAUGCUUGCAUUCUGGACUGAUUCUGGAUCAACACCGUCUAACAGGCUCUCUGUGAACUGUAUGACCAGAUUUAAUGUCACUUUACGAUUGACAAAUUUACACUCCCACAGUGAUGGAAUGAUUUUUGAGCCUUCAACAACAAACCUUCUGAGCCAUCAUACACACCUCCUGUAUGAGUGCUUGUUCCAUAACUAUAAAUAAAUGCUUAUUAUUAGCAGCCAAACAAAAAUAUAUAAAAUGCAAAAAAAUAUAUACAAUUUAAAAUCUUUUUUUCUCUCUCUCUCUCUUCUGUUUUGCAUUUACAUUGCAUCUUAGCCGUGUGCUUCUCUGGUUUAAACAGUUGGCAUUGUGGCAUUGCAUAUAUUUUUGCUAUUUUUUUAUGAAGUGUGAAGUUGUUGGCUUUUUUUUUUGUUUGUUUUUUUUUUUGCUCAUUUGUAAGUUACUUUGGAUAAAAGCAUCUGUUAUAUGAAUAAAUGUAAAUGUAAAUAAAAUGAUCUCCUGCACAAAUGGCAUCAGAAUGUUUGUGAAGAUUUUGAUCUUCAGAAUUUUUAUAUGGAUCAAAAUUUUUUAUUACUGCUGUUGAUGAGCUGUAUUUGGUGAACUUAUAAUCUACUGUAAAUAUCCUUCAGUUCGCAUUUGAACGCAUUUAUUUGUUUAAACACAUUUACCAAUUGCAUGCAUGGAUGGGAAUGAAACUAAUUUGUCCAGAAUAAACAAAAAAAUGUGUAACCUAUCUACUGUAAACUGAAUGAAGUGACAGACACUGUAUAAAUGAUGAAUUGCGCUUUGCCCGAAGCAGUGGUGUAGUGUGUUCUUAAAAGUUGUCUCAAUUGAAAAUAAUCUUUAAGGAAGACUUUCAGCUUAUUGUAUUGUAUCACUGAGGUAUAGUGGUCAUACUGUCAUAUCAAGAUACACUGUCAGAUCAAAACAACAAUAUCAUUGUGAUGCUUCCACAGCAUAAAAUAAUAAAUAAAGAACGGUGUC
Molecule: messenger RNA, 6212 nt
Organism: Onychostoma macrolepis
Lineage: Eukaryota; Metazoa; Chordata; Actinopteri; Cypriniformes; Cyprinidae
Gene: dsg2l
Product: desmoglein 2 like
Exons: 14
Coding region: 60-3161 (1033 amino acids)
Biological process (GO): homophilic cell-cell adhesion
Cellular component (GO): plasma membrane; desmosome
Molecular function (GO): calcium ion binding
Source: RefSeq, a predicted model, not a curated record